Messenger RNA from Peronospora matthiolae, 201 nucleotides. The record is from the annotation of a GenBank genome assembly. Lineage: Eukaryota; Oomycota; Peronosporomycetes; Peronosporales; Peronosporaceae.
AUGCUUCAAGACAGUGUCCGCCAGUUGAAGACGCCUGUCCCGCCCAUGCUCGAGGUCGUCGCCUUGGAGAGCUUUUUCCCUCCUCCUACACCUUCUUUGGAAGAAUCUCGCAGUGGCAAGCGCUAUCUGAUUGAGCGGCUGUUGAACCACCGCGAUGUGAACGGACGUCGGACGAGUUACCUCGUCCGGUGGCGCGGUUAA